UGAGCUGUGUGUUGCUGUGAGACUGGUGAUAGGCAAACAGGCAGCAGGAAGAGACCUGCUAUCACAGAUCAGCCUCCUCCACUUGCAGUGCUGCCUAUCAGGCAUCCAUGCACUGUGUGUGAGUGUGUAUCUCUCCAUUGUGUGUCUCUUCCUAAUCCAGACCCCACAGCAAGCUGAACAUCUAGAGGAGGAAGAUCAAAAACAAAACAGCCAUCAUCAGCAUGCAAUAAAAAAAAACUCCAAUGAGAAUGCAUAGAGCUAGAGGUGCAGUCCAAACAGACAUGCAAUGAAGGAGAAGGCAGUGCAGUAGCUGCAGAGCAUGGAACUGAGCUUGCUGUUCCUUCUGUAAUCUUACGACGUCAGCAAGGCAUCGCAGAAAGAAGGCAAGGAGAGGCAGACGGACUUAAGGGAAUAGAGAAGAGCAGCAGAAAAAACAGAGGCAUGAAAACCAAAAGCGACAACAGUAUGUUGAAGAGGAAACAGAGCUCAAGGGUAGAAGCCCAGCCGGUUACGGAUUUUGGUCCUGACGAGUCUCUCUCUGACAACGCCGACAUUCUGUGGAUCAACAAACCAUGGGUACAUUCCUUACUCCGCAUCUGUGCCAUUAUCAGUGUGAUUUCUGUAUGUAUGAACACCCCAAUGACGUUCGAACAUUAUCCACCUCUUCAGUAUGUGACUUUUGCCCUCGACACGUUACUGAUGUUCCUCUACACUGCAGAAAUGAUUGCAAAAAUGCACAUACGAGGGAUUGUCAAGGGGGAUACUUCCUAUAUAAAAGACCGGUGGUGCGUUUUUGAUGGAUUCAUGGUGUUCUGUCUUUGGGUUUCUUUGGUAUUGCAGGUAUUUGAAAUUGGAGAUAUUGUUGACCAGAUGUCUCCAUGGGGGAUGUUACGGAUUCCCCGUCCUUUGAUAAUGAUUCGAGCAUUCCGUAUCUACUUCCGCUUUGAACUCCCAAGAACAAGGAUAACAAACAUAUUAAAGCGUUCCGGUGAACAAAUUUGGAGUGUUUCGAUAUUUUUACUGUUCUUCUUGCUUUUAUACGGGAUUCUUGGAGUUCAAAUGUUUGGAACAUUCACCUACCAUUGUGUAACAAAUGACACUCAACCUGGAAACGUGACAUGGAAUAAUUUAGCCAUUCCAGACACUCACUGUUCACCAGAGGGAGAAGGUUAUCAGUGUCCCCAAGGCUUUAAAUGCAUGGACCUUGAAAACCUUGGGCUGACUAGGCAAGAGCUUGGCUACAGUGGCUUUAAUGAGAUAGGAACCAGUAUAUUUACAGUGUAUGAAGCUGCUUCACAAGAGGGAUGGGUUUUCCUCAUGUACAGAGCCAUUGACAGCUUCCCUAGAUGGCGCUCAUACUUCUAUUUCAUCACUUUAAUCUUCUUCCUGGCCUGGCUCGUUAAGAAUGUCUUCAUUGCUGUGAUAAUUGAAACUUUUGCUGAAAUUAGAGUUCAGUUUCAACAGAUGUGGGGCUCCCGAAGCAGCACAACUUCAACAGCAACUACACAGAUGUUUCAUGAGGAUUCAGCUGGAGGAUGGCAACUAGUCGCUGUAGAUGUCAACAAGCCCCAGGGUAGAGCUCCAGCAUGCCUACAGAAAAUGAUGCGAUCCUCGAUUUUCCACAUGUUUAUCCUGAGUAUGGUCGCUGUAGAUGUUAUUGUAGCUGCCAGCAACUACUACAAAGGGGAGAACUUUAGGAGACAAUAUGAUGAGUUCUACCUGGCCGAGGUGGCUUUUACGGUACUGUUUGACCUGGAGGCUCUGUUAAAGAUAUGGUGUUUGGGUUUCACCGGCUACAUUAGUUCAUCUCUACACAAAUUCGAACUGCUACUAGUUGUGGGCACUACUCUGCACAUUUAUCCAGAUCUAUACCAUUCUCAAUUUACCUACUUCCAGGUUCUGAGAGUAGUGCGACUAAUCAAGAUAUCACCUGCCUUAGAAGACUUUGUAUACAAAAUAUUUGGACCCGGUAAAAAGCUAGGAAGCCUGGUGGUAUUCACUGCUAGCCUUUUGAUUGUCAUGUCCGCAAUCAGUCUCCAGAUGUUCUGCUUUGUGGAAGAACUUGACCGAUUUACAACAUUCCCCAGGGCAUUCAUGUCAAUGUUUCAGAUUCUGACUCAAGAAGGAUGGGUAGAUGUCAUGGAUCAAACUCUUAAUGCUGUUGGACAUAUGUGGGCCCCCGUGGUUGCAAUUUACUUCAUCCUCUAUCAUCUUUUUGCAACUCUGAUUUUACUCAGUUUGUUUGUGGCAGUUAUCUUGGACAAUCUGGAGCUUGAUGAAGACUUGAAGAAGCUUAAGCAGUUAAAGCAAAGCGAAGCAAAUGCUGACACUAAAGAAAAGUUACCCUUGCGUCUUCGAAUCUUUGAAAAGUUUCCCAAUAGGCCACAGAUGGUGAAGAUCUCCAAACUACCUUCUGAUUUCACUGUUCCCAAAAUAAGGGAAAGCUUUAUGAAGCAGUUUAUUGACCGGCAGCAGCAGGAUACCAGCUGCCUACUAAGAAGGCUGCCAUCUGCUUCGUCAUCUUCUUGUGAUCACUCUAAAAGAUCUGGAAUUGAGGAAAAUAAAUACAUUGACCAAAAGCUCCGCAAAUCUGUUUUUAGCAUCAGAGCAAGAAAUCUUCUGGAGAAAGAAACUGCUGUGAAUAAAAUCCUCAGAGCUUGUACAAGGCAGCGCAUGCUGAGUGGAUCCCUUGAAGGACAGCCUGCAAAGGAAAGAUCAAUUCUUAGCGUGCAGCAUCACAUACGACAAGAACGCAGAUCACUGAGACAUGGCUCCAACAUUCAGAGAAUCAGCAGGGGGAAAUCUCUGGAAACACUAACACAAGAUCAUUCUAACACCGUGAGAUACCGGAACGCUCAGAGAGAAGACAGUGAGAUCAAAAUGAUCCAAGAGAAGAAAGAACAAGCAGAAAUGAAAAGAAAAGUUCAAGAAGAAGAACUACGAGAAAAUCAUCCUUAUUUUGAUAAACCGCUUUUCAUAGUUGGCCGUGAGCAUCGAUUCAGAAACUUCUGCAGAGUGAUUGUUAGAGCAAGAUUUAAUGCCUCAAAAACAGAUCCUGUUACAGGAGCAGUGAAAAACACAAAAUAUCACCAGCUGUAUGAUUUACUGGGCCUGGUGACUUACCUGGAUUGGGUUAUGAUCGUGGUUACAAUAUGUUCCUGCAUAUCGAUGAUGUUUGAAUCACCCUUCAGAAGGGUGAUGCACACACCCACUCUACAGAUUGCAGAAUAUGUAUUUGUGAUAUUCAUGAGCAUUGAGCUGAAUCUGAAGAUUAUGGCAGAUGGCUUAUUUUUUACUCCGACAGCUGUAAUCAGAGACUUUGGAGGCGUGAUGGACAUAUUCAUAUAUCUUGUGAGUUUAAUCUUCCUAUGCUGGAUGCCCGAAAGUGUGCCUGCAAAAUCAGGAACUCAGCUUUUAAUGGUACUGAGAUGUCUGAGACCACUAAGAAUCUUCAAGUUGGUGCCUCAGAUGAGGAAAGUUGUCCGUGAACUUUUCAGUGGAUUCAAAGAGAUAUUUCUGGUAUCUAUUCUUUUGCUGACGCUGAUGCUGGUGUUUGCAAGCUUUGGAGUCCAACUUUUUGCAGGGAAACUAGCAAAGUGCAACGAUCCCCAAAUGCUCACAAGGGAAGAUUGCCAUGGAAUAUUUAGAAUAAAUGUCCUUGUUUCAAAAAACCUUAAUUUGAAACUAAAGCCAGAGGAAAAAAAGCCUGGAUUUUGGGUUCCAAGAGUCUGGGCAAAUCCCCGUAAUUUCAAUUUCGACAAUGUGGGUAAUGCUAUGUUGGCCUUGUUUGAAGUACUCUCUUUGAAAGGAUGGGUUGAAGUCCGAGAUGUUAUCAUUCAUCGCGUUGGACCGAUACAUGGGAUAUAUAUUCAUGUAUUCGUGUUCCUCGGCUGUAUGAUAGGCCUUACUCUUUUUGUUGGUGUGGUUAUUGCUAACUUUAAUGAAAAUAAGGGUACAGCUUUACUGACUGUUGAUCAGAGAAGAUGGGAAGAUCUAAAGAGCAGACUCAAGAUAGCCCAACCACUUCACCUUCCACCACGUCCAGAUAAUGAUGGUUUCCGAGCUCGAAUGUAUGAUAUAACUCAGCAUCCAUUUUUUAAGAGAACCAUUGCAGUACUUGUCUUGGCACAGUCUGUGUUACUUUCUGUCAAGUGGGAUGUCGAUGAUCCAGUGACUGUUCCUUUAGCAACCAUGUCAGUUGUUUUCACCUUCAUUUUUGUUCUAGAGGUAACCAUGAAGAUAACUGCUAUGUCACCAGCAGGAUUUUGGCAAAGCAGGCGAAAUAGAUAUGACCUUCUUGUGACUUCACUUGGAGUAAUUUGGGUGAUACUUCAUUUUGCUUUACUGAAUGAAUACACAUAUAUGAUGGGAGCAUGUAUCAUCGUCUUCCGUUUUUUCUCUAUAUGCGGAAAGCAUGUUACCCUGAAGAUGCUGUUACUGACUGUGGUUGUCAGUAUGUACAAGAGUUUCUUUAUCAUCGUGGGAAUGUUUCUGCUUCUUCUUUGCUAUGCAUUUGCCGGUGUUGUUUUAUUUGGUACUGUGAAAUAUGGUGAAAAUAUAAACAGACAUGCAAACUUUUCCACAGCAGGGAAAGCAAUCACUGUGCUUUUCCGAAUAGUAACAGGAGAAGACUGGAAUAAAAUAAUGCAUGACUGCAUGGUCCAACCACCAUUUUGCACACCAGAUAAUAGCAGAUACUGGGAAACAGACUGCGGAAACUAUGCGGGAGCCCUUGUGUACUUCUGUUCAUUCUAUGUCAUUAUCGCGUAUAUAAUGUUAAACUUAUUAGUUGCUAUAAUUGUGGAGAAUUUUUCCUUGUUUUACUCCACUGAAGAAGACCAGCUAUUGAGUCCUAAUGAUCUGCGGCACUAUCAGAUAAUAUGGAAUAUGGUUGAUGAUAAACGAGAGGGCGUUAUUCCUACCUUUCGUGUCAAGUUUCUCCUGAGGUUGCUGCGUGGAAGGUUAGAGGUAGAUCUGGACAAGGACAAGCUCCUGUUUAAGCACAUGUGCUAUGAAAUGGAAAGACUGCAUAGCGGGGGGGAUGUUACUUUUCAUGAUGUACUAAGCAUGCUCUCAUACAGAUCUGUGGAUAUCCGAAAAAGCCUUCAGCUGGAGGAACUGCUGGCCAGAGAACAACUGGAAUACACAAUUGAGGAAGAAGUAGCUAAACAAACCAUCAGGAUGUGGCUCAAAAAAUGCCUAAAGCGAAUAAGAGCAAAACAACAACAGUCAUGCAGCAUUAUCCACAGCCUGCGGGAAAGCCAGCAGCAAGAGUUGAGCAGGUUCCUGAACCCUCCUAGCAUUGAGACAACUCAGCCAAGUGAUGAUAUGAACCUUAAUAACCAGGAUAAUGCACAGCCAGAGACAAGUAGUCAACAACAGCUGCUUAGCCCAACUCUUUCAGACAGAGGUGGCUACAGACAAGAUUCAUUAGAAGCUGGUAAGCCACAGCGGAAAUUUGGACAAUGGAGAUUGCCAUCAGCACCAAAACCCAUUAGUCAUUCAGUGUCUUCUGUUAAUCUGCGAUUUGGAGGGCGCACCACAAUGAAAUCUGUAGUUUGCAAAAUGAACCCAAUGUCCGAUGCUGUCUCCUGUGGUUCUGAAGUCAAGAAGUGGUGGACAAGACAGCUUACUGUGGAAAGUGAUGAAAGUGGGGAUGACCUUCUUGAUAUGUGAACUCAAUGCAAUGGAGAUGGCGUCGCAUAGUGAACUUUUAUACUUUUGUUGUUAAAUAAUGUGGACAACUUUUGUUUCAGUAGGUGAAACCACCCAAAUUGGAGGAAAGGCCUUAACAAAUGAUAUAUUAUCUACAGAGGAUUCUCUAUCUGGAGAGAUCACCAGGCUAUCACACUAGAUUCUGCACCCUCAAAAAAACUGGGGGGGGGAAUGUUCACAGAAAUGUCAUGUAUUCUUCACCAUGCUGUACAUUUUAUUUGCUGCCACAAGACCCAAAUAAAUUCAAAUGUAAUACAACAAUGGGGUAAACACCCAGAUGAUGAUUUGCUUCUAUGAUGGGAAAAAAGAGCAUUGAUAUAAUGCAUUCUCUUGUUCCAAUCUUCCAUUCAAGCCACUAUAUCAUUAUGUUAGUUAUCAUAGCCAGGCCCACACAAAUUUCAUCCCACUUUUUGUCUGAUUAAUUUCUUUAGUGUGCAACCACAUGCUGCUAAAGUGUAAGAGCGUUGCAUAUAUUCCACA
Messenger RNA from Spea bombifrons (plains spadefoot toad), 6195 nucleotides. RefSeq names its product sodium leak channel, non-selective (gene NALCN). The coding region runs from base 442 to 5676 and encodes 1744 amino acids. The record is from RefSeq and is a predicted model, not a curated record. Gene Ontology annotation, cellular component: membrane. Gene Ontology annotation, biological process: monoatomic ion transport; transmembrane transport. The transcript has 45 exons. Gene Ontology annotation, molecular function: monoatomic cation channel activity. Lineage: Eukaryota; Metazoa; Chordata; Amphibia; Anura; Pelobatidae.